CUAAGAUGAAGUAAUAGCAUCAUCUUUGUAUAGCAAUAUUAAGAGUAUUAUAAUAUUAAUAUAGAAAAUACUAAUAUUAAUAUAGAUUGGUCAACCUUCUGUAUAAUCAAAAAGUAAUUUGGGGAAAAAAAAAGAAGAAAGAAUUUUUAAAUGGCAAAUCAAGAGGACCAUAUAAAACCUCAAUGUCUUCCGAAAAGUAUUGACCGAGUUGUCAUUAUUGUUGGAGGAUCAAGACACGAGUGUUACAUCAGUACGAUUUUAAAUUUUCCUGAUACGAGAUUGUUUUGGAUAGCUGAGACCGCUUUGGCCAUGGGAAGUAUAAAUACAGAUUCUUGCGAAUUUUACUUUGAUAGGCAUCCAAGAUGUUUUGAAAAUAUUUUAAACUAUUGCCGAACAGGUAGACUCCAUUGUCCAAACGACGUUUGUGGUCCAUUAUUUCAGGAGGAACUUAAGUUUUGGGGGGUUGAUGAGUCUAUGAUGCAACCUUGCUGUUGGCCAAGAUAUAGUGAGUUCAGAGAUGUAAGUAAAAACUUAACAAUGUUUCAAGAUGAAGAUGAAGAAACUACUUCAUUAAAAGAAAAAUCUGAUAAGAACUUGAAUGUAAGAGGUCCUAUGAACAAACUUUCUCAAAAAAUUUGGAGUCUUUUAAAUUUAUCACAAAAACGUUACAUUAGAAAUAUAAUUUCUUUUGCGAACAUUUUAAUAUUGAUGCUUUCUAUUGCUACUUUCUGCUUAUCGACCGAGCCAACAUUGAAAAAGCAUGAAGAGUUAUUUUAUUCAUUUGAAAUAUUUUAUUGUGUUUGCUUUUCAUUGGACUUCUUUUUAAGUACUAUGUGUUGUUCUUCAUUAGUUAAACAUUUCAAAGACUAUCUUACCUGGUUUGAUAUUGUAUCAAUUUUACCAUUUUAUUUGGAAAUUAUUAUUAAAAAAAAAGACGUUGAUUUGCUGUUACCAAUGCGGUUACUUCGUAUUCUUCGGCUCCCACGUUAUUUUAAAAAUUUAAGAGGUGUCAUAGUAAUAGUCAAAACAUUAAAAGCAAGUAUGGAACUUCUGAUGUUGCUUGUAUUUGCGCUGGGUGUUCCCAUGAUAGUAUUUGCUACUAUAAUGUACUAUACUGAAAAGAAAAAUGGUUUUGAGAGCAUUCCACGCUCAUUUUGGUGGGCAAUAGUUACUUUAACAACUGUUGGUUAUGGAGAGAUGGUACCAACAACUGUACCAGGUAAAAUUAUUGGUGGAAUAUGUGCCAUGUUUGGAAUACUUAUAGUUGCGCUUCCGAUAUCUGUUAUUGGUAGUAACUUUUCAUUCUACUAUUCCUACAUAAAAGCAAAAAUGGAACUUCCAAAGCAUGAGCAAAAUGCUUUUGUAAAUCCAGAUGAAAUAGCUAAUGAAAAAAAAUUUGUAGACCGUCGAUUCAAUCCUGCCAAAAAGAAUCAUAUACUUAAAGUAAAAAAAUACUCAAUCCAGAAAACGUCCGAAAUCCCAAAAGACGAUAAUAUUGUAGACUCGAAUAAAUCUAUACGUCUUACCAAGGUAUCCGUUUUAAAAUCCGGUAUUUUAAAUUCACUUACAAGUAGAGUUUUUGAUGAUUCCAUUCAUUACAAGAAUUUUCAUGAUGAAGAGACAUCAUUUCAAACGAGUAAUAAUGAACAUACAAUCAAUAACAUACAAAGUUAUGAGCAUAGUAACAGUAAGUUUUAUGACGAUGAAUUUAUUAACAAUGGAAGUAAUACUGAUAAAAAUCUUUGCAGUGAACCAAGAGUCUAUGAAAAUAAUAACGAUAACCUCAUUAAAAAUAAUGAAAUUUCUCAAGAACAAAUAAAAAAUUCUUUUACAAGCAUGGCCGAGUUUCAUAGCUUUAAAAAUUCGACCGAAAGUCAACACUCAACAAACAUAACAGCAACAGUCAACAAAUGUAACAGCGAAACAAAAGACAGACAAACAAAGGAUCACACAUUUAUAAAUGCAGAUCAGAGCGACCCGACAAAAAAUCACAAUAUAUAUUCAGAAGAUGCUAAUAAUAAAAUUCACAAAUACAAAAAAGUUAUUCACCUCGAUAUCGGACAGUUUCAACCAAGAAGAAUAAGCACAAAAAACAGAGCAGCAAUACGCCAAAAGCUCAAUAGUUUAAACAAAAGUAAUGUUCAAAUUAACAAGCGAAAUCGCACUGUAUCGCUAGUAAAACAAGAUGUUGGAAAAAAUGAAGUUUUAGUAUGGUGUGAUGAUUCGGAAGAAGGUAAUGACAUAUAAGCUAUAAAAUAACUGUAAAAAAGUUAUGUACAUAGCAACACUAUCGCAUUUUCACAUGUCUAUAGAUAAAUUAAAAAAAUAUUUAUUUUAAACACAACUGCAAGAGUUUGGCCUCUAAUGAUAAAACCCUUAUUAGACUCUGGUGAGUGUGGUGGUGUAAUUGCCGCGUUCAAUUUACAUGCUUUCGACUAGCACCCUAAUUUUUUAUACAAUUGUAAUUGUUAUAAAAUGUGAGAUUUUCUUUACAAGUACUCGAAA
Messenger RNA from Hydra vulgaris (swiftwater hydra), 2505 nucleotides. Its product is annotated as potassium voltage-gated channel subfamily C member 1. Gene Ontology annotation, cellular component: voltage-gated potassium channel complex; membrane. Lineage: Eukaryota; Metazoa; Cnidaria; Hydrozoa; Anthoathecata; Hydridae. Gene Ontology annotation, biological process: potassium ion transmembrane transport; protein homooligomerization. Gene Ontology annotation, molecular function: protein binding; delayed rectifier potassium channel activity. The record is from RefSeq and is a predicted model, not a curated record.